Odontomachus brunneus is the source of this 769-nucleotide messenger RNA. RefSeq lists its product as uncharacterized. NCBI's taxonomy places the organism in Eukaryota, Metazoa, Arthropoda, Insecta, Hymenoptera, Formicidae. The transcript is spliced from 5 exons. The record is from RefSeq and is a predicted model, not a curated record. The coding region runs from base 19 to 636 and encodes 205 amino acids.
UACUGUUUUGACUGGAGGAUGAAUCUCGACAAAGUCAGCAUUCUCGUCUGCCUCACACCGAACAUAAAGCCCGUGCAAACGGACGAGCAGCAGAGCACAAAAAUCCAGAAGCUGGGCAUGAUCAUUUCCAUUCGGUUUCUCAUCGCCUCCUUCUUGAUGUACGCCAUCAUUCCCGAGCUGAGGGACCUUCACGGCAAAAUGCUCAUGUGCUACGUCAUCUGCCUCAUCAUCGCGUACGUCUUCUUGAGUUUGGCCAACUACCUCUGCAUAUCGCCGUACGACCUGUGCAUCGGCAUGGGGUUUAAUGAGAUUUUCUCCGCUUGUGCGACAUCGAUUAAUCGCUUCCGGAGAUAUCGAGUUCGAGUCUUUCGACGGUUUCAUCGUGCUCUCGAGACCGAAAUGGCUUUUCACUCGAGCAUUGGAUAUCCAAAUGCCGAGACGUCUAAAAUUACAUGGUUGUCGGUUUGGCGAAGCCAUCUCGAAAAGAUUAUUGGCCAAGCCGCAUUUCUUUCCGAGCUACAUAAACAUCCGCAGCAGCAGCAGAAUGAUAUUUUCCUGUGUACGGGCACACGAUACCUUUUGGGGCAGAGGAAGGGGGAGGCAGAAAAAGUCACUUCCCGUUCAGAGAUGCCGUAGCAGGUACGCGUGCAUCUCUCUUUGAUAACACGGAUUAGUUUCCACCAUCCGCCAUCACACCGCCCCCCGGCUCGCUCGAGGGGGCAUUUGGUUUGUCGGUUCACACACUAACGGUGGUGGAAUUAACGGUUUA